CGAUGAUUGUAAAGGGUUUAUUGAGCCUUUGAACGGCAUACGCAAUGGUAUGUCUAAGCAGGUCAAUAAAGAGUUGACACAGAAAAGGUACCAUAGUUAUGGUAAAGAGAAGGCGCCGGCAGACUGUGUGGCCAUACUUAACUUGGCUCGUGCUGAUUUCCUUGCAAUUGUUUCAAAACUCUCGCGUCCAAAAUCAGUUUCCGCUAAUCUUCACAAGGACGACUGUCUGCUGUUCCUCUAUUAUUUGGAGGCAAUCAUCAUGCUCAAGCUCCUCCAGCGGCCUGGCGUCGUAAGCAACAUGACUGUUGAGGAAUGGCAGGGAAGGAAACGCUUACAGAACGGCUGUUCUGUUGCCGUUAAGGAGCAUAAAACGGCAGCAUCACAAGUGGCAGAACUGCCUCUGACAACUGAACAAGAACAUUGGUUUGACCUUUACUUCGAAAAAAUUCGGCCACUGAUGCUCCAAGGUCCCAGGUCAGGGGACGACACAAUGGCAGAGGGACAUUUUUUUAUUUCAAGUUCAGGAAGGCCAAUCCACAACCCCAGCAACGACCUCUGUAGACUCCAUACAAAAUACAACCUUACACCUGUUAGCAGCGGUGAUGCCAGGAUGGCAUUUGAGACGACAGCAAAGAACAUGCCAAAGGUAGAACGCAAUGCGGUGGCUCGGCUGUUGGGACACACCCCGGAGACAGCCGAGAAGCACUACCGGAUGAGAACUCCGGCAGACGCAUUUCUGGCGCAACGUCUCUUGGAGGAGAUUGCUGGACAAACACGACCUGGAUCCAGUGCGUCCACUAGCCAAGAACAGAGCAUGGAUGUGUCUGAAAGGCCUGGAUCCAGUGCAUCCACAAGCCAGAGGAUGGAUGUGUCUGAAAGGCCUGGAUCCAGUGAGUCCACAAGCCAGAGGAUGGAUGUGUCUGAAAGUCCUGGUUCCAGUGCGUCCACUAGCCAGAGGAUGGAUGUGUCUGAAAGUCUUGGAUCCAGUGCGUCCACACGCCAGAGGAUGGAUGUGUCUGAAAGGUGUCCCCCUAAAAAGGAUCCAUAUGCAUGUUUUGUAAUGCUCCACAGGCUUCCCUAACACUCUGGCAAUGUGAGCCUUAUGGCACCAUUCAAAUGAACUUAAAUAUUGUUAGUAAAAUACAAGCAGGCAGAGGAGCAAUGCAUAAUUUACCCAGACAUAUUUUGACAACUGAGAGAGAACCACCAGCAGUUUAACCAGCAGAACCGGAUCCAUCAUCUGUUCAGCAUUUGGGGACCAAAGUGGACCACUGAUGUUAGAGUGGAAAUGGACAGAAAGGGCCUCUACAAGAAUCUUAAGGGGUUCUUCAACUAUUUGUGCAUUGACUCAACAAAAGGAGCAAACACGAGAUACAACAUUCCACCUGUAAGCAACAGUGAUGCCAGGAUGGCAUUUGAGACGGCAGACUAAGAACCUGCUGGAGGUGGAGCGUGAUGCGGUGGCUCAGCUGUUGAGACACACUCCAGAGACAGUCGAGAAGCACUACCGCAUGAGAACUCCGGCAGACGCAUUUCUGGUGCAACAUCUAGUUGAGGACAUUGCUUGAAAAACAUGACCUGGAUCCAGUGCGUCCACACGAAGAGAACAGAGAUAGGAUGUGUCUGGGUGGACUUCCAACCUUUCACAGGCUUUUCUGAUACUGAGGCAGGGGAGAAAUGAAGAAUUUACACUGACAUAUAUUGACAACUGAGCAAAUAAGAGACCUGGACCCAGUGCGUCUACAAGCAGACAACAGAGGGUGCAUGUGGACUUCCAACCUUCCACAGGCUUCCCUGAUACUGAGGCAGGGGAGCAACGAAUGACAUAUAUUGAAAACUGAGAGAGAGCCACCAGCUGUUGAACCAGCGUCUGUUCAGCACUGGCGGACCGAGGUGGACCUCUGAUGUAAGGGUGGAGAUGAACAGAAAAGGGCAUGUCAUGGACUUGGAGGAACAAACAUGAGUGCCAUUACAUUCCACCUGUGAGCAGCAGUUAUGCCAGGAUGGUAUUCGAGACGACAGCAAAGAACCUGCCGGAGGUGGAGCGGUAGCUCAGCUGUUGGAACACACUACAGAGACAACUGAGAAGCACUACCAUAUGAGAACUCCGGCAGACGCCUUUCUGGUGCAACAUCUCGUUGAGGAUAUUGCUGGAAAAACUCGGUAAACCAUACAAACAACAAUGUGUGACAGUUGCUUUACAUGUGAACGGCCCCUACGCUAAUACGAUUUUGUUUUUCUCUCCCUGUCUCGUCCUCAAUCCCGAGGACACUGAGACAAACAGACCCAGUUCCGGCUGCCGUGAAGGUUAACACACCACUGAUGUUCUGGCCGUCCUUCAACAUGAUGCCCAGCUGAUGCCUGACCAAUGACCACCGACAGAAUCCCGCAUAAUCUCCUUACCCGUUUACAAAUGCAGGAGGUUUUUCUCCUAGGGGUUUUUUUCAACCCCGGGAAGUUAGCCAACAUUGGCUUAACCUAGCACCCUCUUCUAUACAUUACAUCAUCAACACGCU
Messenger RNA from Misgurnus anguillicaudatus (oriental weatherfish), 2516 nucleotides. NCBI's taxonomy places the organism in Eukaryota, Metazoa, Chordata, Actinopteri, Cypriniformes, Cobitidae. The record is from RefSeq and is a predicted model, not a curated record.